This is a messenger RNA of Pomacea canaliculata, 2014 nucleotides long. RefSeq lists its product as uncharacterized. The annotation marks the transcript as partial. The transcript has a single exon. The record is from RefSeq and is a predicted model, not a curated record. Lineage: Eukaryota; Metazoa; Mollusca; Gastropoda; Architaenioglossa; Ampullariidae.
UGCAACUCUCCAGUCGUCCACCUGUUUCCAGUCAAGAGGCGGCCAUUUGAGACCACUUCUUCCCAAAAUGAAACCGCUGAUAACAAAAGAGAUGCUAGUAAACCUCCAGAGCAUGUAUUAUUAGGACGAUCAGACGAUAGCGACCCUCUCCAGGCAGUCGUGGCUCAACUUACCGAGAAAAUCAACGAAGUUGGGGCCGGCCUUCAAACCUUGAGGAACGAAGUGAGGAUUGACCUUUCAGAAGCCUCCACUUCUGUUUUCGUGCACUGGGGGAGUUCCACCUGUCCGGGAUCAUCUGCUCUGGUUUAUACCGGUGUUGUUGGAGGCUCCCACUACGACAGUCCAGGUGCAGCAGUGGACUUCCUGUGUCUGCCCAUCGCUGACGUGGUUUUAGUGGACAGCUCCACCACAUACAGUGCCCACCUUUUUGGUGGUGAAUAUGAAACAUUUGACACCCACAUGAACACGGACCCACUGUGCGCCGUCUGUCGGUCGCCGCGCCCUGCCUCCAUCAUGGUACCCGCAACAAACCAGUGUCCAUCGGGGUGGACCCUAGAAUAUGGCGGAUAUCUCAUGAUCGGCUACCCGGACCACAAGGCAGCUUCCCAGUUCGUGUGCGUGGACUCUAAGAUGGAAGAAAGGUUGGGUAGCGAACAGGACCUCAACGGGAAACUGCUGUACUACACGGUGACUAACUGUGGAAGCUUGCCGUGUCCGCCAUACUCUGACGGGAAGAAGGUCACGUGUGUCGUCUGCAGCAAGUAGUGUUCAGUACCGUUCGCAGUCGUGAUCUUUUGGAAGGGGUGCUUAUAGUAAGACAACUUACAUGGCAUCAAAGAUGCGCGUGUUGCACACAUAGCCUAAGUCAACAUAGACAAAUGACAAUGAUGAAGUGACAUUGAUUAAAUGUUAGUAGUUCGUGACUAAGGUUCGUAUUUUCUUUUCGCACGAGAAAAUGUCCAUAAUUUUUACGGAGUGUUACAAGUUUUAUUUAUGUUAAAGCAAUGUCGACUUGCAAGCGUUGCCGUAUGUGAAUGAGUUGUGAUGAUAUGUGGGUUUGAAUUGUGAUUGUGUGAGGAGAUGUGUCUGCUGUGGUGGGUAUGAAUGUGUUAUCUAUUAUUGAUGUUGUUCUGCAAUGUUUUAACCCUUGCUUCCUUAUAAAUCUAGUUAAUAAUUUCCUUUAUGAUGACUGAAGUCAUUUCUUAUCGUAUCUUAUUUUAUCUUAUUAUGUUUAAGACAUUUCUUAAGUUUCUUUAAUAAUUCCUGACUAAAGGACAAAGAGAAUUAUUAGACGUCACCGUAAACAUUGUUAGCAUAUAAUUAUUGUCAUAGAAAGCUAACAAUAACGACAUCGCCACGCUCCUCAAUGAUAUUCUAUACCUUCACAAAUGACCAUCAAUGAAACAAUGCUGGACAGUUCCCAAAUGGUUGGAAUGUGACUUGAAUGAAGGGAGAGUUGAAAGAGGUGUUAGCUGUAAAGCACGGUGGUGCAGCACACGCCCACAGAUUUUGUCUGCUCUCUGCACCUUUUUCAGUAAUUUUAUUCUUGAGAAACUACGAUGUUCUUAUCAGAAAUAAGAGACUAUUAAAGUUCCCUACUUGUCGCACACAUCCCACGGACAAAUACUUUACUCGGAUAACCACCAAGAGGUCUCAACAGAUAACAGACAGCAGAGAACAGAUACGUCAAAAGUCUUACCUACGAGGAAAGCAGAAAGGUAAGUGGCAGGCGCACAGACUAGCCGGUUCGAUACCCGUGGGACGCAGCGGUUUCUUUUUAACGUAUUCUCCAUUUGACCCAGCUGUUAGACGGGGGCCUGACGCUGUAGACUGUAGAGGGUUUGGAAGGAGAGGCAGGGAGGAGAGGAGACGUAAACUUGCUUGCAUGCAACCUUAGCUUACCCCAAGAUCAGUGCAGUCUGUAACACCUCACUCCCACUGCAUUAUCUUUACCCCAUCAUUUUAGGUUUAAAACUAUUAAAAAUACCAAUGUAAAAUAUAUGAUUAAGAAUAA